This is a messenger RNA of Musa acuminata subsp. malaccensis (wild Malaysian banana), 2001 nucleotides long. Its product is annotated as ACT domain-containing protein ACR8. NCBI's taxonomy places the organism in Eukaryota, Viridiplantae, Streptophyta, Magnoliopsida, Zingiberales, Musaceae. The record is from RefSeq and is a predicted model, not a curated record.
UGCGCUCCUCUCUGGGCUCAGCUUUGUUCUCUAUCCUCUCCCUCCUCUCCUUUUCAUUCUUCCCCCAACCAAAACAGGCGCGGACAAGUAGCCGGAGCGAGAAGAAAGAAAGAAAGGGAGAUGGAGAUCUCGAUUUCUUUUUGAUCCGUUACGAGGUUUCUGUAAACACAGUAGACAAACAGGGGUUUCUGUAGAAGAAGAAAUGGAAUUGGCGGAUGAGUACCAGAAGCUCGUUAACAGAAUGAUGAACACUCCCAGGGUGGUGAUCGACAAUGCGGUGUGCGCGACGGCGACGGUGGUGAGGGUCAACAGCGCCCGGAAGCACGGCAUGCUGCUGGAGGCCGUGCAGGUGCUCACCGACCUCGGCCUCACCAUCCAGAAGGGCUAUAUCUCCUCCGACGGCCGCUGGUUCAUGGAUGUCUUCCACGUCGUCGACGGCCGCGGCCACAAGCUCCUGGACCCCACCCUCCUUUCUCGCAUCGAGCGAUCCCUCGGCGGCGAAGCGUGGUCAUCCUCCUCCGCUGAGGACGGCUCCAACAACCACGACGACGGUGAUGACGGCGGCCUGGCGGGUCUCACGGCGCUGGAGCUCACCGGCACCGACCGCCCGGGCCUCCUGUCCGAGGUCUUCGCCGUGCUCCGGGACCUGGAGUGCGACGUGGUAGAGGCCAAGGUGUGGACCCACAACGGCCGCAUCGCCUCCCUCAUCUUCGUCAAGGACCACGACUCGGGCUCCCUCAUCGCGGAUGCGCACCGCGUCCAUCGCAUCGAGGGCCGCCUCCGAAACGUCCUUAGCGGCGAUCACGACGUCCGCGGGGCCAAGACCACCGUGGCCUCCCCCACCAUGACCCACUCCGACCGCCGCCUCCACCAGCUCAUGUUCGCGGACCGUGAUUACGAGCGUGUCUCCUCUAACGAGGCUUCUUCGUCGUCGUCGAAGUUGUUGAUCUCUGUUCAGAAUUGGACCGAACGCGGGUACUCCGUGGUCAGCGUGCAGUGCCGCGACCGCCCGAAGCUCCUAUUCGACGUCGUGUGCACGCUUACCGACAUGGAGUACGUCGUCUUCCAUGGCACCUUUGGUACUGACGCCGACCGCGCCUAUCAGGAAUUCUACAUACGGCAUAUGGAUGGAAGUCCGAUCAGUUCGGAGGCAGAGCGGCAGCGAGUGAUCCAAUGCUUGCAAGCUGCAGUCGAGCGCAGGGCAUCUGAGGGAAUGAGGCUGGAGCUGAGCAUGCCGGACCGGAAGGGCUUGCUGGCGGACGUGACCCGGACGUUCCGCGAGAACGGCCUCUCAGUGACGAGGGCGGAGAUCACGACCAAGUCCGGGGAGGCCAAGAACGAGUUCUGCGUCGCCGACACGAACGGCCAGCCGCCGGACCGCCGCGCGAUUCAUGCCGUCAUCGAAUGGAUCGGAAAGGACCACCUCAAGUUGAACGAGCAACGCAUGGUUUGGUCCUUCCAGGACCCGUCGCCGGAGGAGGCGGCCGGCGUCUUCAGCCUGGGGAACCUGGUGAUGAGGAAUCUAUACUACCUAGGCCUCAUCAAAUCCUGUUCCUAGAAACCACCGAAUCAUCCGUUGGCUCAUUGAACCGUGCUCUAACUUCCCUUGGGUCCUUGCCUUUUACCAAGUCAUUCGAGUGAAAAGGUCUGGAAGCAGCAAGUGGUGAAAGCGAGAAUAUGGAAGCAUAUGACUCAUGCAAAAUGGGCAUCAGGGUCCCACGCGGUGGUUACAGCUGUGAACGUUAAGGUAAUUUGAAUAUAUCCAAAGUUAUAGGUUGGGUAGAUGAGAUAUCCGCAAAACAAAGCAUAUGGCUGCCAUUGUUAGGUAAAAGCGGUGGUUGCGCUGGUGCCAUUCCUGCCAGCUGUGGACUAAAAUGAUGGUGGGGGGGUGGUUUUCUAUUACUGUUCUUGCUCUUUUGUUACACAUGUACAUAUCCACACGACUUGUACACAUGCCCACGAACAUGCUGAUAUAGUAAAAGAAUCGCUACUUGUGUCUUC